This is a messenger RNA of Vicia faba (fava bean), 690 nucleotides long. The record is from the annotation of a GenBank genome assembly. NCBI's taxonomy places the organism in Eukaryota, Viridiplantae, Streptophyta, Magnoliopsida, Fabales, Fabaceae.
AUGGAAAAGGAAAUGUGUGGUAUUUCUGUUGAGAAAAGGCUUAGACUAUUUGGUUUUGAGCUAGAUCCAAUUAAGAAUAGUAUUGAAGGACCUGUGAAAGAGUGUAAUGAAGGAGAUGAAAGUGUGAAUUCCUCUAAUUCAUUUUCAUCCGGAGAGAAAAUUGUGCAAGAAAAAGUUUCAUCUAGAGACCAAGAUGAGAGAAAAUUUGAGUGUCAAUAUUGUUUUAAAGAAUUUGCAAACUCACAAGCAUUAGGAGGCCAUCAAAAUGCACACAAGAAAGAAAGAAUGAAGAAAAAAAGAUUGCAACUUCAAGCUAGAAAAGCUAGCAUAAACUACUAUUUACAACCUUUUCAAAAGAAUCACCAUAGUUUUUCUUCUUACCAUGGUUCUUCUGAUACUCAUUGGUUUUAUGACCCUUCUUCUUAUAAUAGCUCUGAAUUCUCUUUGUGUGAAGAGUCUCAAAUUAGUUUCAAGUCAAAAAAUGUUCAUGAUGCCAAUUCUUGGUAUUCUUUCCCUUCUCAUCAUGUUCCUACCUCUCAACAAGACACUUGCAUGUUUACUUUCUCUAAUAAUGAUGUUAGGCCUUUCAUUUUGGAUCCUUCUUCAAAUCAAAGUCAUAGUAAAGCUUUAGAUCUUCAAUUAGGUCUCAAUUUGGAGUCAAAUUCAACAAGCUCUUUGAAAAGGAUGUAG